This is a messenger RNA of Aspergillus homomorphus CBS 101889, 1560 nucleotides long. RefSeq lists its product as uncharacterized. Gene Ontology annotation, cellular component: membrane. NCBI's taxonomy places the organism in Eukaryota, Fungi, Ascomycota, Eurotiomycetes, Eurotiales, Aspergillaceae. The coding region runs from base 1 to 1476 and encodes 491 amino acids. The transcript is spliced from 2 exons. Gene Ontology annotation, molecular function: glycosyltransferase activity. The record is from RefSeq and is a predicted model, not a curated record.
AUGCGUCGAUUCUACCAAGACAAUCGCCGUGUCCCAGUCGGGAUUAUGCUGCUGACCGUCUGUUUGUUCCUCUAUCACUUUGCCCUCGAUCGCCCACCAUGGGUCUCCUCCAGUGCCUCCAGCACGCAGACACCGUAUAAAGCAGGGGAAGCCACGGUGGUGAAACCUGCUCCUUCUGCGCCAGCUCCAGCCACUUCCUCUACCACGUCCACCACAACUACUACUACUACUACCUCCUCUUCAUCUUCCUCCUCCUCCCUCACCGUCAACGACAUCGUGCUCAUGUUCAAAACCGGCGCCUCCGUUCUCUGGAAGCGCGUCCCCAUCCACCUCACCACCACUCUCUCCCCCACGCGCAUCCCCCCCGCCAACGUGCUUCUCUACUCUGACAGCCCCGAAACCAUCGCCUCGUGGACCUUCAUCGACAUCCUCGCCAACACCACCCUCAACGACCCCGACAUUGCGCUCCCCUACCACCAACAAGCCGACCACGACUUCCGCCAGAACUACGCCGAGAUCAACAACGUCUACCCGGGCGACGGCUCCGGCCCCGCCGGCGGCUGGAAACUCGACAAGUACAAGUUCCUGCCGCUGGUGCAGCACGCCGGCCGCGCCCGCCCAGACGCCAAAUGGUACAUCUUCAUGGAAGACGACGCCUACCUCUUCCUGCCCAACCUGAUCGCUCAUCUGGAUCGCUUCGACCCCCAGAAACCCUGGUACCUGGGCAGUGUCGCCUGGAUCCACGGCGAUUAUUUCGCCCACGGUGGGUCCGGGUUUGCCAUCUCGCGCAAGGCCUGGGAGAUGGCCUUCGGCGGCAAGGGCGAUGUCGAGCAGAAGUACGGCGACUUUACGGCGCAGCAUGGGUGCGGGGACCAUAUCCUCGGCCAUGUGUUAAAGGAGAGCGGCGUGGGGUUUGGCGAGCAUCCCGAUGCCGAGAGUCGGUUCAGCUACGGGUUCAAUCCUGAGGCGCACUGGACCAGCUGGUAUGAACAGGAAAAUUGGUGCAAGCCCGUCUUCAGCUGGCAUCAUACCCAUAACAGGGAUGUGGCCAGGUUGUAUGAUCUGGAGACGCGGUGGGGCGAUGUCGGGGCCAAGGUGCCCAUUCGGUAUAAGGACGUGUAUGAGGCCAUGGUUCUGCCGUACUUGCGCGAGCGGGUGGACUGGUGGGAGAACGGCGCGGCCAAGUAUGACAUCCGCUCCAGUAAUGUGAAUGGGGUGACGGUGCCAGACACAGUCACCAAGCCGCAGGCCUGGAAGGAGGCCUGGAUGUCGGUGGACAAGUGCGAGGCUGCCUGCGUCGCCUGGGGGGAGUGUGUGCAGUGGAGCUUCUACGAGGAUCGGUGCAUGCUCGAUAGUAUGGUCCGACUGGGGAGUGGAAUCCCCGAGGGCGACGCCAGACGGCAGAGCUCGCUACCGUGGACCAGUGGAUGGUUGACCAGACGCGUCGAGCAUUGGAACUCGGCGUGUAGUCAGUAGGCAGAAGCGCACUAGAGCUGUAGAUGCCUGCAGCAGAUUACCCGAUUGGGACAUGUAUAUACCCGCAGAAUGAAUCCUUUUGAC